Zasmidium cellare ATCC 36951 is the source of this 372-nucleotide messenger RNA. RefSeq lists its product as uncharacterized. The transcript has a single exon. Bases 1 to 372 code for a protein of 123 amino acids. NCBI's taxonomy places the organism in Eukaryota, Fungi, Ascomycota, Dothideomycetes, Mycosphaerellales, Mycosphaerellaceae. The record is from RefSeq and is a predicted model, not a curated record.
AUGUUCCCCGUCGACACCAUCCCAGCACAGUACUUCGAAGAGCGAGAGGCCGCAGAGGCAGCCAAGAGGUUGGCAAGACUCCAGCAACAAUCUGCCACAGCACAAACAUCUCCACGACCGAACAGCCUCAGCACAGUCUUCUCGCAACGACCUGAGAUGUCGAGACCGUCGUCAUCCAGCGUGCUGGGCAACAUCUUCCAAGGCUUUGUACGAGCAACGUCACAACCUCCAAGCGAGAGGUCUUGCGCAAGUGGAACAUCUACACCCUGCCAGACCCCGCCAGCUAAGGUCAUGACCCAGGCAGAUAUCGAGGCCGCCAUGGCUGCCGAGAGGAAGAAGGAUGCGGAUAUUGUGAGCUUCAGGGCGUGGUAA